UUUGGAUAACCUGAUGACAAUGUGCCUAGGUGAAGAUCUUUUUGCGAUGAAUUUCCCAGGUGUCCUUUGUGCUUCUUGUAUUUGGCUGUCUAGGUCUCUAGUGAGGCCGGGGAAGUUUUCCUCGAUUAUUCCCCCAAAUAUGUUUUCCAAGCUUUUAGAAUUCUCUUCUUCCUCAGGAACACCAAUUAUUCUUAGGUUUGGUCGUUUAACGUAAUCCCAGACUUCUUAGAGGCUUUGUUCAUAUUUUCUUACCCUUUUUUCUUUGUCUUUGUUGGAUUGGGUUAAUUUGAAGACCUUGUCUUCGAGCUCUGGAUUUCUUUCUUCUACUUGUUGAAUUCUAUUGCUGAGACUUUCCAGAGCAUUUCGCAUUUCUAAAGGUGUGUCCAAAGUUUCCUGAAUUUUUUAUUGUUUUUUCUUUAUCUAUUUCCCUGAAUGAUUUAUCCCUUCACUUCUUGUAUCAUUUUUUGGAUUUCCUUACAUUGGGCUUCACCUUUCUCUGGUCCUUCCCUGAUUAAUAGCUAACCUCCUGAAUUCUUUUUCAGGUAAGUCAGGGAUUUCUUCUUGGUUUGGAUCCAUUGCUGUGAACUAGUGCAUUUUUUGGGGAGUGUUGAAGAGUCUUGUUUUGUCAUAUUACGGGUGUUGGUUUCUGGAUCCUUCUCAUUUGGGUAAGCUCUGUCAAGAGGGAAGGUCUAGGGCUGAAGGCUGUUCCGAUUCUUUUGUCCCAUGGGGUGUUCUCUUCGUGUAGUACUCUGUCCCUUUUCCUAUGGAUGUGGCUUCCUAUGAGCCAACUUACUUGCAGUGAUUGUUGUCUCUCUUCUGGGUCUAGCCACCCAGCGAGUCUUCCCAGUUCUGGGCUGGUACUGGAGGUUAUCUGCAGAGUCCGGUGAUGUGAACCGUCUAUGGGUCUCUCAUCCAUGGAUACCAGUGCCUGUUCGGUGGAGGUGGCCGAGGGUACAAUGGACUCCAUGAAGGUCCUUAGCUUUGGUGGUUUAAUGGUCUGUUUUUUUUCUGGUUGGCCUCCUGCCAGGAGGUGGUGCUUUUCAGAAAGCAUCAGCUGUGUUAGGGGAGGAACCAGCAGUGGGCGGAGCCCUAGAACUCCCAAGAUUAUUUGCCCUUUGUCUUCCUGCCAGGGUGGAUAGGGAAGGACAAUCAGGUGGGGGUGGAGCUAGGCGUGUCUGAGCUCAGACUCUCCUAGGGCAGGUCUUGCUGAGGCUGCUGUAGGGAAUGGGGGUGAGAUUCCCAGGUCACUGGAGUUCUGUACCUAGUAGAGUUGUGGCUGCCUCUGCUGAGUCAUGCAGGUUGUCAGGGGGAAGUGGAGGAAAGCCAGCAGUCACAGGCCUUACCCAGCUCCCACACAAACCGAAGGGCCGGUCUUACUCCCACCGUGUCCCCCAACAACUGCCCUGAGUCUGUUUCCAGGCAGAGGGUGAGACUGGCCUGAAAAUUUGCCCGAGGCUGUUCGCCUCCCAGCUGCAAAAGAAAAGGGCUGCAGUUCUUGCCCCACCUGUGAAGUCUGCAUGCCGGAUUCGUGCCCUUCCCUGAGUUCUGGCCAGGAGCCUUCUUGCCCUGUUUAAAUUAUUAGAGUUCGACUAGAAAUUUUGAAUUCCUUCUCCCUGUGGAGUUUUACCCCCUGCUCCUCUGGCCAACCUCCCUCUGGAUCCCUGUGGUGUCAGGCAGGAAUGGGCUGCCUGGGGACCCAGCAAGCUCCCACUGCCCUUCUGCUGCUUCCUCUUCCCCUGUAUUUCGCUCGCCUGAGUCUGACUUAGCUCCAGGUCCUCAGCCAGCAGAGCCAUGUUCCUCAAGAGCACCACGGGUUUAUUUCAUUUUCCUACAUCACUGACCCGAAUAUGCCGGGCGCCAUGGGGACUCCGGCUUUGGGAGAAGCUGACGUUGUUAUCCCCAGGAAUAGCUGUCACUCUGGUCCAGAUGGCAGGCAAGAAGGACUACCCUGCACUGCUUUCCUUGGAUGAGAAUGAGCUCGAAGAGCAGUUUGUGAAAGGACACGGUCCAGGGGGCCAGGCAACUAACAAAACCAGCAACUGUGUGGUGCUGAAGCACAUCCCCUCAGGCAUCGUUGUAAAGUGCCAUCAGACAAGAUCAGUUGAUCAGAACAGAAAGCUAGCUCGGAAAAUCCUACAAGAGAAAGUAGAUGUUUUCUACAAUGGUGAAAACAGUCCUGUUCACAAAGAAAAACAAGAAGCAGCGAAGAAAAAACAAGAAAGGAAAAAAAGAGCAAAGGAGACCCUGGAAAAAAAGAAGCUACUGAAAGAACUGUGGGAGUCAAGUAAAAAGGUCCACUGAGAAAAGAAUUACAGAUUCCAACUGACAGAAUCCGCCAGAAGCUCCCAGGGAAUAAUGGCGGUGAGUUCCAUCACCAGCAUUAUUACAGUGCUUCAAAAGAAAUAUUUUUGAUGAACUUAAAAGACAACAAAGUUAUUUAAAUGGUGCACUAAACUAUAGUGAACAGAGACAUGCACGACUCAAGAAUAAAACUCGGUGGGCACGGUGGACAGUGCCUCACACCUGUAAUCCCAGCACUUUGGGAGGCCAAGGCGGGCAGAUCACCUGAGGUCAGCAGUUUGAGAACAGCCUGGCCAACAUGGUGAAACCCCGUCUCUACUAAAAAUACAAAAACUUAGCCAGGCAUGGUGGUGGGUGCCUGUAAUCCCAGCUACUUGGGAGACUGAGGCAGGAGAAUUGCUUGAACCUGGGAGGCGGAGGUUGCAGUGAGCUGAGAUUGCGCCACUGCACUCCAGCCUGGGCAACACCUGGGUGACAGAGCAAGACUCCGUCUCAGAAAAAGUAAAUAAAUAAAACUAGGUUGAGCACAAUGACACACGCCUAUAAUCCCAGCACUUUGGGAGGCUAAGGCAGGAAGAUCACCUGAGCCCAGGAGCUCAAGAUUGCACUGAGCUAUGAACACCACUGCACUCCACCUGUCCACUUGUUCUUGUGUGACAGAAGACCCUGUCUCUUAAAAAAUAAGAUAAAACGAUAAACACAGAGUCAGUACUCUACAAGGAUAAUGGCUACUUCUAGAGGGAAGAAAGGAGUUGUCACUGUGAUGAGGCACUUGGAGGGGCUCUGGGGUGCCUGACAAAGUUCUAUUUCUUCACCUGGGUGGUAGUUAGAAGGGUGUACCCCUAUUUCAAGUUGUACCUUUGUGUGAUUGUAUCUGUUUUGUAAUAAUAAAUUUUUUUUUAAAUUAGUAAAGUCAGUUUUUAUGGAGAACUGGAGAAUUGAGUCAAACAUUAAUAGCAUUUGGUGGCAACUUCUCAUCUGCUGGGAAGCUGCUGCCCAGUGACACUUAAACAUCAGUUAUCCCGAUGUCAGCUCAAGACAGUAAAAGAGAAAACAAGGGCCGGGCGCAGUGGCUCAUGCCUGUAAUCCCAGCACUUUGGGAGGCCGAGGCGGGGUGGAUCACGAGGUCAGGAGUUCGAGACCAGCCUGACCAACAUGGUGAAACCCUGUCUCUACUAAAAGUACAAAAAUUAGCCAGGCAUGGUGGCACGUGCCUGUAAUCCCAGCUACUCGGGAGGCUGAGGCAGGAGAAUUGCUUGAAUCCGGGAGGCGGAGGUUGCAGUGAGCUGAGAUUGUGCCACUGCACUCCAGCGUGAGUGACAGAGCAAGAUUCUUGUCUCAAAAAAAAAAAAAACAAGAUGGUUGGAAGAGUUAAAGGCUCCGUUCCUUGUCCAUGUGCUCCAUUAGCUUCUAGGCUGCAUGAUGCCCAGUUGUG
Messenger RNA from Mandrillus leucophaeus (drill), 3736 nucleotides. It is a transcript of the gene MTRFR, whose product is annotated as chromosome unknown open reading frame, human C12orf65. Gene Ontology annotation, cellular component: mitochondrion. NCBI's taxonomy places the organism in Eukaryota, Metazoa, Chordata, Mammalia, Primates, Cercopithecidae. The record is from RefSeq and is a predicted model, not a curated record. Gene Ontology annotation, biological process: translational termination. The coding region runs from base 1792 to 2301 and encodes 169 amino acids. Gene Ontology annotation, molecular function: translation release factor activity. The transcript is spliced from 3 exons.